AUGGCGUUCCAUAAAAUCAUUGGUUUACUUGACCUCCACUGUCACCACACCGUCAUUGGUUUACUUGACCACCACAGUCACCACACCGUCAUUGGUUUACUUGACCUCCAAGGUCACCACGCCGUCAUUGGUUUACUUGACCUCCACAGUCACCAUGCCGUCAUUGGUUUACUUGACCUCCACAGUUACCACACUGUCAUUGGUUUACUUGACCCCCACUGUCACCACGCCGUCAUUGGUUUACUUGCCCUCCACUGUCACCACGCCGUCAUUGGUUUACUUGACCUCCACAGUCACCAUGCCGUCAUUGGUUUACUUGACCUCCACUGUCUCCACACCGUCAUUGGUUUACUUGACCUCAACUGUCACCACGCCGUCAUUGGUUUACUUGCCCUCCACUGUCACCACACCGUCAUUGGUUUACUUGACCACCACAGUCACCACACCGCCAUUGGUUUACUUGACCUCCAAUGUCACCACGCCGUCAUUGGUUUACUUGACCUCCACAGUUACCACACUGUCAUUGGUUUACUUGACCCCCACUGUCACCACGCCGUCAUUGGUUUACUUGACCUCCACUGUCACCCCACCGUCAUUGGUUUACUUGACCUCCACUGUCUCCACACCGUCAUUGGUUUACUUGACCUCCAAUGUCACCACGCCGUCAUUGGUUUACUUGACCUCCACAGUCACCAUGCAGUCAUUGGUUUACUUGACCUCCACUGUCACCACACCGUCAUUGGUUUACUUGACCUCCACUGUCACCACGUCGUCAUUGCUUUAACUUGA
Messenger RNA from Mizuhopecten yessoensis (Yesso scallop), 789 nucleotides. Its product is annotated as histidine-rich protein PFHRP-II-like. The transcript has 2 exons. NCBI's taxonomy places the organism in Eukaryota, Metazoa, Mollusca, Bivalvia, Pectinida, Pectinidae. The record is from RefSeq and is a predicted model, not a curated record. The coding region runs from base 1 to 789 and encodes 262 amino acids.